Rhododendron vialii is the source of this 720-nucleotide messenger RNA. RefSeq names its product NADH dehydrogenase [ubiquinone] 1 beta subcomplex subunit 8, mitochondrial. The coding region runs from base 124 to 501 and encodes 125 amino acids. NCBI's taxonomy places the organism in Eukaryota, Viridiplantae, Streptophyta, Magnoliopsida, Ericales, Ericaceae. The transcript has 4 exons. The record is from RefSeq and is a predicted model, not a curated record.
GUAGCUCUAUUUCAACGAUCAUAUGACGUGUACCCGGUACAGCUGCUGCAAACUACGAACAGAGAGAAGACUAGUCAUCACCGUUGUUUCUCUAGGAAGAAUUUUUCCGGUCAGGGAAAAAAAAUGGCUGGCAGACUGAGCCACGUCGCGUCUCAGAUCAUGGGCGGAAACGGCGUCGUUUCCCGCUCCGUCGCUUCCUCCCUCCGGCUCCGCUCCGGCAUGGGCCUCCCCGUCGGCAAACACAUCGUCCCCGACAAACCCAUGCCUGUGAACGACGAGCUUAUUUGGGACAACGGGACUGCGUAUCCCGAGCCCUGUAUCGAUCGCAUCGCCGAUACAGUCGGAAAGUAUGAAGCUUUGGGGUGGUUGUGCGGUGGUUUGAGUUGUUUCGCUGCUCUUGGACUGUUGGCUGUUUGGAAUGACAAGGCCUCCAAGAUCCCUUUUGCGCCGAAGGUCUACCCUUAUGACAACCUACGAGUUGAGCUUGGCGGAGAACCAUAGGCAUCUGGUUGCGAUUCUAUGACAGGACAAUGUCGUUUGACGUCCGUGUCUGUCUCCUGUUUAUUUGUUUACUUCUGGUAGUUGAAGGCAUCGAGUAAUAAUGUAUUGCUGUGAGUACUGUUUCUGAAGUCUAUAUUGCUUAAAAGUGCUUUCAGGAACAAAAAUGUAUGCAUGUUUGCUACACCAAUCUAUGAAACAACUUUGUUCCCCCGCCAGAAA